UAACCAUCACACGCCAACACAAGCUGAAGCACUGUCUACUCCACUAGCUAGCACCAUUACUAGCUUAGCUAGAUCACUUCACCACUUGAGCAAUGGCUUCCAACAAGAUCGCUCCCCUUCUUGCCCUGACCCUCCUGAUCCUGUUCUUCGGGUGUGCAGUAACUAACUGCACCGGCAAGCCAGUUGCCCCGACGCCGCCGUCGCACGACGAUCACGGCCGCUGCCCGAUCGACGCCCUGAAGCUGAGGGUGUGCGCCAACCUGCUCAACGGGCUGAUCGGUGUGAAGAUUGGGCGCGGCCCAGACGAUUGCUGCCCGCUGCUGGCCGGUAUCGCCGACCUCGACGCCGCCGUCUGCCUCUGCACCGCUCUGAAGGCUAACGUGCUCGGCCUCAUCAACCUCAACCUGCCCGUCGACCUCAGCAUCAUCCUCAACAAGUGCGGCAAGAACUACCCGUCCGGUUUCACCUGCUAAUUAUUUGAGCUGCAACAAUAUUCACUAGAGUUUAUGUGUCUCAAUAAGACGAGUUUAGUUUCGUGCAAUGUCUGUCUGUUGACGCUGUUGAGUUGAAUAAGCGUCUCGCGUCUGUUUGCAGGCAGUACUCGAUCGAUGUAUGUCCAGUUCUACCGUCCUUGACCACCUGGUUAUUCUAACUUGUAAUACCCAUCUUAUAUAUAUUAGAUCGUUUUUAUCA
Oryza sativa Japonica Group (Japanese rice) is the source of this 693-nucleotide messenger RNA. RefSeq names its product cortical cell-delineating protein. The record is from RefSeq and is a predicted model, not a curated record. NCBI's taxonomy places the organism in Eukaryota, Viridiplantae, Streptophyta, Magnoliopsida, Poales, Poaceae.